AUGGACGCUGCAGGAGGGACCGCACCGCUACCACCUCCACCCACGAGCUCGCCCGUACUCGUCGAGACGGCGCUCCUCUCGCUCGUCCGCCUCGCCCUCUUCAUCGCCUGUCGACACUACGUCAACUUCUCCCUGUUCUCCGACCUGCGCAGCGUCAUCCGCGAGGACGGCCUCGCCACGGACCUCGACUCGCCAGACGGCGGUGCCCUCGAGCUCGAGGACGCCGAGGACGGCUACUUUGGCCUCGGCGCGGGCGGUGGGGCGGGCGCGGGCGCGGGCAAGGCCAUGGCGGCAGCCGCGCGCGAGAGCCUGCACGCGCCUGGAGGAGGUGGGGCAGGCGCAGGUGGCAGGGGCGCGAGCUGGGGCGGCGACGGCCGGCGAGGGUCGCUCACGCCUGGUGGAGGAGGGACCGCCGUCGCAGGGAGGGCCUACACGAGGCUCUCGACGGCCCUGUUCUGCCUGUCGUUCUCCGAGAGCGGCAUGCUCUUCACCCUCUUGCUGUUCGGCGACGUCGUCAGCGCUCGGGCACGCGACUUCAACUGGUCCCUCAGCCUCCUCGCCCUCCUCUCCCUCAUCGUCUUCGUCAUCCCGUUCGGCCUGUGCCUCCUCCUCACCCACCGGUCGAGGUCCAACUUCGCCCGCACCUUCCUCCUCACCUUCGUCCCCUUUGCCCUCUACCUCUUCGUCUUCUACCGCGUCGGGUCCCUCGUCGCAGAGAAGCACGUCGUCGAAGGCUCGCACUCUUUCGGCCUCGUCAACGAGCUCCUCUCGCGCAUCUGCGUGCCCGGCGUCAUCCUCAUCGCGUCUUUAUCUGGAGGGGGAGCGGUCAACACGGCGUGGGAGGCUUACGAGUGGCGCUCGGUAUCGUCGAGCGAGCCCGUCACCGACUCGUCGAUCGCCCAGGCCGAGCGCGCUCUCGCCCGUACCCGUCUCGACCUGCAGCAGCGCAAUCGCUCGCUUGCCCUCGCCCGAGGUUCAGCCGCUCGCGAGGCGGAAUCGGCGGCGGGCCAGUCGCUCCUGUCUCGGUGGACGACCACGUCGCCGGCGGCGACGCAUCUCAAGAGCCUCGAGCUCGAGGUGAGCGCGAUGCAGAAGAUGGAGCGGCAGAUGACGCAGGACGUGCAUCGGCUCAAGGUGCGGCAGGCGAUGAGGGACAGGGGGAGGAGCUGGCGAGGGCGGCUGUGGCUAGCCGUCGGAUGGCUCUUUAGCCUCUACUGCGUGUGGCGCGUCUUUACUUCCUGCAUCAACCUCAUCUUCGGCUACACGCGCAAGAGCCAUCAGCAUGCGGCGAUACCUGUCGAGGGCGGCGGUCAAGGCGAGCUCCCGCCAACGCCUGUCGAGGGCACCGACCUCUUCACUUCGCUCCUCACUCGAGUCGCCGUCGGGCUCGACGUCGAGCUCGACGUCGCGACGUGGUCCCGCAUGCUCGGCUUCGUCCUCAUCGGCGGCAUCCUCCUCGCCAACAUGCGCAACGUGCUCAGCAGCGUCUCGAGAAUCUUCAAGGCGACCUCGAUGGGCAUGAGCGCAUCCUUCAUGCUCUUGUUCCUCGCGCAGCUCAUGGCCGUCUACCUCCUCACCUCCCUCAUCUCCCUCCCUUCUUCGCCCACCGCAUCGUCGACCCAGCUCCUCGACACGCUGCCCGACUUCCAGGUCUUCUCGCGCCUGUUCGACAGCGUCUUCCUCCUCGCCGCCGUCGCCCUCUUUGUCUCGCGGUGGAUCGGGCGCAAGUUCGCCGACGAGGCCGGCUUGGCGUCGCAGUACGCCUGAGGAGGUGAUAUGGGCAGGGCGUGCGUGACAUGAAUGUUGUAACGAGGCGCGGUGCGAGUCG
This is a messenger RNA of Rhodotorula graminis WP1, 1828 nucleotides long. RefSeq lists its product as uncharacterized. NCBI's taxonomy places the organism in Eukaryota, Fungi, Basidiomycota, Microbotryomycetes, Sporidiobolales, Sporidiobolaceae. Gene Ontology annotation, cellular component: membrane. The record is from RefSeq and is a predicted model, not a curated record. The transcript is spliced from 7 exons. The coding region runs from base 1 to 1767 and encodes 588 amino acids.